Cladocopium goreaui is the source of this 1246-nucleotide messenger RNA. The record is from the annotation of a GenBank genome assembly. Lineage: Eukaryota; Dinophyceae; Suessiales; Symbiodiniaceae.
GCUACUAUUGGGUUGGCCAUCAACGCUUCAACAGUUUGGUCAAGGCAAGGGGCGCCUUGAAAGAACAAAAGAUUGAUGAGCCGAAGGAGUGGCCCGACUACAGCGCUGUCCUCAAGAAGCAUCCCGAAGCUUUUGAGAAACCAGCUAAGGCUAAGGCGGAGAAGAAUACAACAGGAGUCAAGAAGAAAGAAGAGAACACCACACAGACAGGCAGGCUGCGGGUGCAGGAUGCGGUAGGUUCCAAGUGCAAAAAAGCCAAGAAAGAAGCGGACGCAGGAUUGCCCGACCCAUCGCAAAAUCGCGGAGCUUUUGUAGCAAUGGCCAGGUAUGUGCCCUUCAUUCUCUUAUGGUUGGCAUGGUUUUCUCUAGGGACCUGUGGCGCCAAGACUCAGAAGAAGGAUCUGGACAUGUCGACAGGGCUUACAGAAAAAGAUUGGUUUGUGGCCUCAGAGCGUCUGGCUGAACUCGAUGCCUAUUGCGAGCAGUGGGAAGGUUUGAGAUCCCUCCACGUUUUCGAUUUCUUUAGCCAUUCCAGAAGAGUGAGUUGCAGUUUUGAGAGGAAAGGCUUCCGAGCCCGGAGCUAUGAUAUCCGUUCCUCUCCGUCUGAAGACAUCCUUUCACGUGCUGGAAUGGCGGGUAUUUGGAGACGUGUCCAAUCUCAAGUGAGAAUGGCAAACAUGAUUGCAGAGAACGCUUUGAUUUUGAUCAGCUUGGCUCUCAAGUGGCCCAGAACAGCCUUCGAAGACAAGCACAGAUGUUCCGGCCCGGGCAAGUCCUCGCCAAGCCUAGAUGCUCCAAAGGCUUCAGGCAAAGGCAAGAGUCCUCCAGAGGAUGUCCAAUCCCAGCAUGCAGGCCCAGAACAGCUUUCGAAGACAAGCCCAGAUGCUCCAGAAGCUUCAGGCAAAGGCCCAGAACAGCCUUCGAAGACAAGCACAGAUGUUCCGGAAGCUUCAGGCAAGAGUCCUCCAGAGGAUGUCCAAUCCCAGCAUGCAGGCCCAGAACAGCUUUCGAAGACAAGCCCAGAUGCUCCAGAAGCUUCAGGCAAAGGCCCAGAACAGCCUUCGAAGACAAGCACAGAUGUUCCGGAAGCUUCAGGCAAGAGUCCUCCAGAGGAUGUCCAAUCCCAGCAUGCAGGCCCAGAACAGCUUUCGAAGACAAGCCCAGAUGCUCCAGAAGCUUCAGGCAAAGGCCCAGAACAGCCUUCGAAGACAAGCACAGAUGUUCCGGAAGCUUCAGGCAAAGGGUG